AGGGCUCAGGGGACCUCUUACCGGCCCAGGGAUCCAAGGCAUUCAGUGCAAAACCUGGCCAGCAGCCCCAGUGAGAGUGAGUAGGAGCCAUGUGACUCUGGUGAGUUGGAGUGUGCAAUUGCCUCCUGCUUCAGAGCUACCUGAUCCGAAUACUAAGCAGAGCGAGUGCCGGGCUGAGAGUGUAAGACACUGAAGACACUGCAGAGCAAGGUGCUUAUUCCAGAGGCAUUACAAAACAUGGAGAUUAAAGACCAGGGAGCACAAAUGGAGCCGCUGCUUCCUACGGGGGCAGAUUCAAGAGCAAUUCUUUCAGAACUGGAGAAGAAGAGAAAUGAUGAAGAAGCAGUUGUGGAUAGAGGUGGAACUCGUUCUAUUCUCAAAACACAUUUUGAGAAAGAAGACUUAGAAGGUCAUCGAACACUAUUUAUUGGAGUUCAUGUGCCUCUGGGAGGAAGAAAAAGCCAUCGACGUCACAGGCAUCGUGGUCAUAAACACAGAAAGAGAGACAGAGAGAGAGAUUCUGGCUUAGAGGAUGGAAGAGAGUCACCUUCUUUUGACACUCCAUCACAGCGGGUACAGUUUAUUCUUGGAACCGAAGACGAUGACGAGGAACACAUUCCUCAUGACCUUUUCACAGAACUGGAUGAGAUUUGCUGGCGUGAAGGUGAGGAUGCUGAAUGGCGAGAAACAGCCAGGUGGUUGAAGUUUGAAGAAGAUGUGGAAGAUGGUGGGGAGAGGUGGAGCAAGCCAUAUGUGGCUACUCUUUCAUUGCACAGCUUGUUUGAGUUGAGAAGUUGUAUUCUGAAUGGAACUGUGUUGCUGGACAUGCACGCUAAUACUUUAGAAGAAAUUGCAGAUAUGGUCCUUGACCAACAGGUGAGCUCAGGUCAGUUGAAUGAAGAUGUACGUCACAGGGUCCAUGAGGCACUGAUGAAACAGCAUCACCAUCAGAAUCAGAAGAAACUCACCAACCGUAUACCCAUUGUUCGAUCAUUUGCUGACAUUGGCAAGAAACAGUCAGAACCAAAUUCUAUGGACAAAAAUGCAGGUCAAGUUGUUUCUCCUCAGUCUGCUCCAGCCUGUAUUGAAAAUAAAAAUGAUGUCAGCAGAGAAAACAGUACUGUUGACUUUAGCAAGGGACUGGGAGGCCAACAAAAGGGGCAUACUAGUCCAUGUGGGAUGAAACAAAGGCAUGAAAAAGGACCUCCACACCAGCAAGAGAGAGAGGUUGAUCUGCAUUUCAUGAAGAAGAUUCCUCCAGGUGCUGAAGCUUCAAACAUCUUAGUUGGAGAACUGGAGUUCCUAGAUAGAACUGUAGUUGCGUUUGUCAGGUUAUCACCAGCUGUUCUACUUCAGGGACUGGCUGAAGUCCCGAUCCCAACCAGAUUUUUGUUCAUUCUUCUGGGACCCCUGGGAAAAGGUCAACAGUACCAUGAGAUUGGAAGAUCAAUUGCAACCCUAAUGACAGAUGAGGUAUUUCAUGAUGUUGCUUACAAAGCUAAAGAUCGCAAUGACUUGGUAUCAGGAAUUGAUGAAUUUCUGGAUCAAGUUACUGUCCUCCCUCCUGGAGAAUGGGACCCAAGCAUUCGAAUAGAACCUCCCAAAAAUGUUCCUUCUCAGGAGAAGAGGAAGAUUCCUGCUGUACCAAAUGGAACAGCAGCUCAUGGGGAAACCGAGCAGCACGGAGGACAUAGUGGACCUGAACUCCAGCGAACUGGAAGGUUGGUGGAAACUACUUCCAUUGGAUUCAAGGACCAAAUAACAUGUCGUUUUUGUCUGGCAGGACUUACUAUUUUGAGGAUUUUUGGGGGACUUAUUUUAGAUAUCAAAAGAAAAGCUCCGUUCUUCUGGAGUGACUUCAGAGAUGCUUUCAGCCUGCAGUGUUUAGCAUCUUUUCUAUUUCUCUACUGCGCGUGUAUGUCUCCUGUCAUCACGUUUGGAGGACUGCUGGGAGAAGCAACUGAAGGUCGUAUAAGUGCAAUCGAAUCUCUCUUUGGAGCAUCCAUGACUGGGAUAGCUUAUUCUCUCUUUGGUGGACAGCCUCUUACCAUCUUAGGCAGUACAGGACCAGUUUUGGUGUUUGAAAAAAUACUGUUUAAAUUUUGCAAAGAAUAUGGGCUGUCGUACCUAUCUUUAAGAGCUAGCAUUGGACUUUGGACUGCAACACUUUGUAUCAUACUUGUGGCCACUGAUGCAAGUUCCCUUGUCUGCUAUAUCACCCGGUUUACAGAAGAAGCUUUUGCUUCUCUUAUUUGCAUCAUUUUUAUUUAUGAGGCCUUGGAGAAGCUGUUUGAACUCAGUGAAGCAUAUCCCAUCAACAUGCAUAAUGAUUUGGAACUGCUGACACAAUACUCAUGUAACUGUGUGGAGCCACAUAAUCCCAGCAAUGAUACCCUGAAGGAAUGGAGGGAAUCCAAUAUUUCUGUCUCGGACAUAAUUUGGGAGAACCUAACUGUAUCGGAAUGCAAAUCACUGCAUGGAGAAUAUGUUGGACGAGCCUGUGGCCAUGAACACCCCUAUGUCCCAGAUGUUCUGUUCUGGUCGGUGAUCUUGUUCUUUUCCACAGUUACAAUGUCAGCCACUCUAAAGCAGUUCAAGACUAGCCGAUAUUUUCCAACCAAGGUUCGAUCCAUAGUGAGUGACUUUGCUGUCUUUCUUACAAUUCUGUGUAUGGUUUUAAUUGACUAUGCCAUCGGGAUCCCAUCUCCAAAAUUACAAGUGCCAAGUGUGUUCAAGCCUACCAGAGAUGAUCGUGGCUGGUUUGUUACACCUUUAGGCCCAAAUCCUUGGUGGACAAUAAUAGCUGCUAUCAUUCCAGCUUUGCUUUGUACUAUUCUAAUAUUUAUGGACCAACAGAUUACCGCUGUCAUCAUCAACAGGAAGGAACAUAAGCUCAAGAAAGGUUGUGGGUACCAUCUGGACCUGUUAAUGGUCGCUGUCAUGCUCGGCGUGUGCUCCAUCAUGGGCCUGCCAUGGUUUGUGGCUGCUACGGUCCUCUCCAUCACUCAUGUCAACAGUCUGAAACUGGAAUCAGAGUGUUCAGCUCCAGGAGAACAACCCAAAUUUCUUGGCAUUCGGGAACAAAGGGUUACCGGGCUCAUGAUUUUUAUUCUUAUGGGUUCAUCAGUCUUUAUGACUAGUAUUCUGAAGUUUAUUCCCAUGCCAGUGCUAUAUGGAGUGUUUCUUUACAUGGGUGCUUCAUCUCUAAAGGGAAUUCAGUUAUUUGAUAGAAUAAAACUCUUCUGGAUGCCUGCAAAACAUCAACCAGAUUUCAUAUAUCUAAGGCAUGUACCACUCCGAAAAGUUCACCUCUUCACAGUAAUUCAGAUGAGCUGCCUUGGCCUUUUGUGGAUAAUAAAAGUUUCAAGAGCUGCUAUUGUCUUUCCUAUGAUGGUGUUAGCACUGGUAUUUGUAAGAAAGUUGAUGGACUUCUUAUUUACCAAACGGGAACUCAGCUGGUUGGAUGAUUUAAUGCCUGAAAGUAAGAAAAAGAAACUAGAAGAUGCUGAAAAAGAAGAAGAACAAAGUAUGCUAGCUAUGGAGGAUGAGGGUACUGUACAACUCCCAAUGGAAGGGCACUACAGAGAUGAUCCAUCAGUCAUCAAUAUUUCUGAUGAAAUGUCAAAGACUGCCUUGUGGAGGAACCUUCUGAUUACUUCUGAUAACUCUAAGGAUAAGGAGUCCAGCUUUCCUUCUAAAAGCUCCCCUUCCUAAUCACUCUAGAAGCUGAUUCCCCAAAGCACUGAAAGCCGAAAAGAGAAGAAAGCUGACUCAGGGAAAGGUGUUGACAGGGAAACUUGUCUAUGACUUGAUCUUCAAUUUAUUUUUUACAUAUAUAUAAGAAGAGUGUCAUAAUUAUUAAUAAAACUGCUUUGAUCAUGUAUUGUAAAUUUGGUCUCUCUACCCAAAUCUACCUUCAUAAUGUAAGUAGUGCAAUACUUGCUGCAUUUCUGUGUAUAACCUUCUAAACAGUGAGCCUCCCUUGUGAGCAGAUAAAAGAGCUGAUGUAAGAAUCCAUGUGCUCCUUGCUGUAAGUUAGACAUUUGUAAACACUGGAUUCUCAUUGUCAGCUUUAUGAGAGCAAUAGCUUUCUUAAAGAGAUAAGUCAUAUUUACCUAGUUUAUAUUUUCCUACUUUAGUAUCAUGAAAGGCCUGAAAAUUUCACUCAGAAGAAUUUUGAAAGGUAGUCUUACUCCUUUUUAUUUUUAUAGCUUAGUAUUUGUGUCUUAUUUCAUAACAUCCAAAUCAAAAAGUUAGUUUGAAAGCUUUUUUAAUAAUUAUAUUUAUGCAUUUCCUUGAUUUAAUGAUAUAUUUAAUACUUAAGAAUUUAUAUAAAACUGAAGCGUAAAGUCAUGUGAAGAAAUAUAGAAAUUUGUUCACAACUUGUUAAAAAGAAUCAGACACUAAUACAGUGAGUCAAAUAACAUUUGUUUAAAAUUCAAGUUGUGACUACAUGAUCCAAUUCUAGGCUUAUAUGAAAUUCAGUAGAAAAUCUUUAUAAGUUUUAUGGGAUUUUCAAUUAAAAUCUUUAUCAGAAACAGGUUGUUAAAUUUCUCUCCCAUUGACAACAGAUAUUUUUCAAAUAAACCUGGAAUACCCAUGGUAAAUCAUUGUAUGAAAUUCCACACUGUACAGUAACUCUGUUGCUAAUGGUAAUACACUACUUAAUGCUGGUCCUUAAUCAUGUUAUAAUGUUGACCAAUGUGUCUCCAACUGUAACUUUUUUGCAAGACUCCUUUCCACUUUUUAAUUAAAUGCAUGCUGUGGAAAAAUUUCAGACUCUGUUUGAGAAGGUUCUGUAGAUAUUUCAGUCCAUAUUAAAUAAUCCAUCUUUACCAAGUGUAUGCAAGACAAAGGAAAGUUAAAGAUUUUUGAGCAUUAUCAAAAGUAUAACAUUUAAUUGCAUUUUAGAUGAAUGUGAAGUUAAAAACUAAAUUUGAUGGUAAUUCAUAGUGGAACAUUCUUGGCUCCUAAGAAGAAUGAAUGAUCAAAAACUUUAUGGCACUUCAGUGUCCAAAGCCAUGUGGCCUUUACCAACCAUUACAUACUCUGUGUAUAAAUGCACAUGAAAAGUGGGGAAGAAUCCUUUUUGUGAUUAAGCUAAUGAGAGGAGAAAAACCAACAAAGCCUCCAUUAGUGUCAACAUUUUGGUACCUUUAAAAAAUGUUUCCUCAUAAUCCUUGAUGCAAUUAUUUUUAUGGAAAAUGGGUUAAAGAUUUAUGGGAAGAAGAAUUUGCAGUUAAUAAAGUUUGUAUUUAUAAAUACUGAAGAAAAAUACAGAAACUUUCUGUUCCAAAUAUGUUGCCUUUGUGUAUUUUAUAAUACUGAUAUUAUACUGUAAACAUUUCUGUUAUUUUCUGAUUUAGCUAGUCAAUUCCAAAAGCAGUUCCUUAGUAUUUUAAUAUAUUAAUAACUUCUGUUAAAAAUGAUUAUAGUGAAUUACAACCUUCAUGGGAUCAUUGAUUUGAAUACAUAAUCAUAGCCACUGAAAUUCUGUAUUUCUGAGUAUUUUUAUAGUCAUUUUGUUCAUGUGUGAAUUUUAAUGCUAUUCCUAUGUUAAUCAUAAUAUUUUGAAAUCAUUUAAAAUAUAAAAAUGUAGUGUUAUAUAUGUAUAUGUAUAUUUACUCCUAAUUUUAGAUUCCUGGUCAAAAUUACUGAGUAUCUUGAAUGUAAUUUAUUGCAAAGUUUAAGUAAUGUGUAAAAGUGACUAGGAUAUUGUGUUUUUCAUGACUAAGAAAUGUUAUGUGAAAAUAAAUAUUUAUCCUAA
This is a messenger RNA of Cavia porcellus (domestic guinea pig), 5767 nucleotides long. It is a transcript of the gene Slc4a10, whose product is annotated as solute carrier family 4 member 10. Gene Ontology annotation, biological process: transmembrane transport; bicarbonate transport; regulation of intracellular pH. Gene Ontology annotation, molecular function: monoatomic anion transmembrane transporter activity; solute:inorganic anion antiporter activity; sodium:bicarbonate symporter activity. Lineage: Eukaryota; Metazoa; Chordata; Mammalia; Rodentia; Caviidae. The record is from RefSeq and is a predicted model, not a curated record. The transcript is spliced from 28 exons. Bases 238 to 3714 code for a protein of 1158 amino acids. Gene Ontology annotation, cellular component: basolateral plasma membrane; plasma membrane.